Molecule: messenger RNA, 2477 nt
Organism: Helicoverpa zea (corn earworm)
Lineage: Eukaryota; Metazoa; Arthropoda; Insecta; Lepidoptera; Noctuidae
Gene: elm
Product: calcineurin B homologous protein 1
Exons: 5
Coding region: 439-1008 (189 amino acids)
Molecular function (GO): calcium ion binding
Source: RefSeq, a predicted model, not a curated record
AUCAAAAAUUGAUUAUUUCAUUCAAUUUCUUUUUCUCUCUUCUAUAAUGUAAAAAAAUAAUUAACGAAAAUAUCAUUGUGCAGAAUUUACAAGAACUCAUAAUAUCUGCAUUUCAUAUAAUAUAAUAAAUAUUUUUAUAACCGUCAAAGAACCAUAUUGUUGAUUCACUAGCCAUAAAUUACGAAAUUCUAUAUUUUCCUUGUUCAAUCUUGAGUUUGUUUAUAUUGAACUUUGUUCGCAGUGCGUGUAAUCGUGUUUUGUCCUUAAUAAUUCCAAUUAUGUUAAAACAGUUUUAGUUUUUCCUAUCGGAAUUUUUAUUUCCAUAAUCUCGUAACAGCUGUUUUGUGCUUACUAGACUUUGAAUUGUGCAAUCUAAGUUCUUUGAAUCUUAUCAGAGGUAAAAGGUCCUUUCGUGGUAGUGUCGUAAGUGUAUCCAAUAUGGGUAACAAAUCAUCUCUUUUGUUACGCGAAGAAGAAAUCGCUCAGAUUCAAGAGGAAACUGGAUUUACACCCAACCAAAUCGAGAGGCUGUACUCCCGUUUCACCUCACUAGACAAGAAUGACUGCGGCACUCUCUCCAGGGAAGACUUCUUGAGGAUCCCGGAGCUAGCCAUCAACCCACUGAGCGAGCGUAUAGUCCACUCCUUCUUUGCUGAGAGUCAUGAUGAUAGGGUCAACUUCCUGCAAUUCAUGAGGGUUCUUGCCCACUUCAGGCCUAUCAGGAAGAAUAGGGAGAACAAACUUAAUAGCCGGGAUGAGAAGCUGAGAUUUGCAUUUUCAAUGUAUGACUUGGACAAUGACGGCAAGAUCUCAAGAGAUGAGCUGCUAGCCAUACUGCACAUGAUGGUCGGAGCUAACAUAAGUGAAGAGCAACUAACGAGCAUCGCUGAACGUACAAUCUUGGAAGCUGACACCAACAACGACCAGAUGAUAUGCUUCGAGGAGUUCUGCCACGCUCUGGAGAGGACAGAUGUGGAGCAGAAGAUGUCCAUCCGGUUCCUCAACUGACCCCCGCACUCCUGAACCGAGUAUAUUAAGUACAUUCUGAUGUUUCUGCUCGCUAUUAUCCUGUAUGGGCUGUUUAAUAAGAAAGCUUAAUGCGAGAGUUUGUUUGUUCGGUAUUCAGUAUAACAGAUUUAGAUGAAUUUAAUAUGAAAAUAGAAAACAUCCUGGUACUAAAUCCUGCAUCUAAAGUUAUUAUAGCGAGUGACACCACGGGCGACAACUAGUGAAGCUAUUAACAAUGCUUAGAUAUAUGUAUAUGAGUGAUUUAGAUUAAGCGUUUUGCUGUUCUAGUUUAGUUUUUUAAAAUGUUUCAAUAAUGCAGCAAACAGGUGGGUCGUUUUAUUUAUUAUUAUUGAUUUUCGUUUGAUAUGCAUUAUAUAGUUUGUAACAUCACAAACGAUAUUAUCUUAUUUAUUGUCAAAGAUUCUAUGUUUCUCACAGCCUGUCGUCAUUUCGUUGACAACAUGGCUGAGAUGCUACCAAAUGCCAAUUAUUUAAUUAAAAAUGUUCAGAAAUUCCAGAAUUAUUGGUGUUGAACCUCUUUCUUAAUAUUCUGUUCAUAUUCUUUUUCUUUAUAUCCUGUGAUGGGCAAUGACUUGUGAUAAGACAGGGAUGAUUGUAAAGAUAAUAAACUAUUGGAAAAUAUUGUAGGAUUUUGAUGGUGAAAUAUCUAUGUUUGCAUAUUUGCAUGGACAUCUCCAUUUUGAGUAAACUCCCUUAUUUAUCUAGCUAGAGGAAACUAGAAGUUUCUUAGCGGAGAUAGCGACUACGUAAAGUCGAGAAAAGCAAAAUGAACAAAUAAAAUGUUUAAAAACUUAGCUAGUAUAGAUUGGGCACAUACUAAAGAAUAUUUUAAAUACUUACAUAAAUUGGUAUUGUUUGGAAAAUAGUUUUAUCAAGAGUAAGGGAGGUUACAAAAGUAAUUUUUAUUAUAGUGUUUAACGUUGUAUCUAGUGAAAGUAGAUAGAACUGUUUGCACUAUAGUGUUUCGCAUUUAUAUCGACAAAUAGAAUUGUUGACAGCACAUAGCAGCAUUUACCUCCGAUAGAGGAACCACAAUACUUAAGUACAGUCAGGAAAAAAUGUGUUGGUACCAUUAGCGAAACCUCAAAAGCAUCUAGCGGUUUCUUCAAUUGAGCAAUUAUAAGGUACUUAUUUUAGUGUUUCGAUAAUUAUCUACAUACUUAUAUAAUUUCUCUAGUGCCUGUACAAAGAAAUGUUGAGAAAAUUGAAAUAAUCUAAAGUAACUGUCGACACUCAAAAGGAGUUAGCGUGAUGUUAAUUGUAUACUACGUAUUUUUAUUUAAAUGUAAUUGUUAAUUAUUUCAAUAAAUUAUGUCCAUAAGAUUUACAGAAUUGUAUGUAUAAAAAGAAUUAAUUAUUUACGUGUUCGUAUGUAGGUUAAUUUCAAAUUCGUAUUUCGUAUUCAAGUUGGUGUCUAGAAUUAGGAAUAAAUAUUUUUUUGUACAAAA